Molecule: messenger RNA, 1101 nt
Organism: Alosa sapidissima (American shad)
Lineage: Eukaryota; Metazoa; Chordata; Actinopteri; Clupeiformes; Clupeidae
Product: zinc finger protein 239-like
Exons: 2
Coding region: 11-1027 (338 amino acids)
Biological process (GO): regulation of immune system process; regulation of cytokine production; negative regulation of transcription by RNA polymerase II
Source: RefSeq, a predicted model, not a curated record
UCUGGCCCAGAUGAAGAGGCUAUCAGUGGUGCUGGAUUGCUGUAGACCACAAGGACAGCGAGACAAGAACAUGCAGACCAAUGGAGAUGCAGAACAGCCUGAGACCAUUGUUGAAAGGAUCGCAAAUGGGAAGAGUUUCAAGAGGGGGUCAGAUCUUAACCCACAUCAAACAACACAUAGUGGACAAAAGCCAUAUCAGUGUUCUACAUGUGGGAAGGGUUUCAAAACCAGCAGAAACCUCACUGUACAUCAGAGAAUACAUACUGGAGAAAGGCCAUAUCACUGUUCAGAGUGUGGAAAGACUUUUGCUCAAGCAGGUAACCUCAAGACACAUCUGAGGAUCCAUACUGGGGAAAAGCCAUAUCAGUGUACUAGAUGUGGAAAGAGUUUCAGAACCAACAUAGAGCUCACUUUCCAUCAGAGAACACACACUGGAGAAAGGCCAUAUCAGUGUUCAGUGUGUGAUAAGACUUUUGCUCAGUUGUCUAAUUUCAAGACACACCAGAAAAUCCACACUGGGGACAAGUCUCAUCACUGUUCAGAUUGUGGAAAGACUUUCACUCAGGUGGGUAAUCUCAAGAGACACCAGAGGAUGCAUACUGGAGAAAAGCCAUAUCACUGUUUAGUGUGUGGAAAGACUUUUACCAAUGCAGGUAGUCUCAAGACACAUCUGAUGAUCCAUACUGGGGAAAAGUCAUAUCGGUGUACUGCAUGUGGGAAGAGUUUCAGAACCAACAGAGAGCUCACUGUCCAUCAGAGAAUACAUACUGGAGAAAGGCCAUAUCAGUGUUCAGAGUGUGAUAAGACUUUUGUUCAGUUGUCUACUUUAAAGACACACCAGAAAAUCCAUACUGGGGCAAAGUCUCAUCGCUGUUCAGAGUGUGGAAAAACUUUUACUCUGUUGGAUAUUCUCAAGGCACACCUGAUGACGCAUACUGGAGAAAAGCCAUAUCCCUGUUCAGAUUGUGGAAAGACUUUUGCUCGGUCGGGUAUUCUCAAGGCACACCAGAGAAUCCAUACACGGUAGUCCUUCGCUAGAAAGUCUUUUGUAAUUAAAUAUUAUUAAAUGAUGUAAUUUCCAGGUACAUCAGAGGAUCCAUU